AUGGCACACCCGCCUUCAGCGGCCAGGUCUACGGUCUUUCACACAGAUCCACAUCGUGUAACCCACCAGGUGAAACAUGGUCCCAGAAGGCUCCAGAAGGCGCCCUUCCCAUUUCAACGCCAGGCGCCCUUUGAACACCUGACAGUGUCAGCACCUACAAGCCAGGAAAUGAAUGGGGUACUGAAAGGCAUGCUCUCGGAGUGGUUCUCCUCAGGGUUCCUGAGCCUUGAACGGGUCACCUGGCAUUCGCCGUGUGAGGUGCUGCAGAGAAUCAGUGAGGCUGAGGCUGUGCACCCUGUAAAGAACUGGAUGGACAUGAAGCGGCGCGUCGGGCCCUACAGAAGGUGCUACUUCUUUUCUCACUGUUCAACCCCGGAAGAGCCUCUCAUCGUCUUGCAUGUGGCACUGACCAGUGACAUCUCCAACAACAUCCAGGCUGUGGUGGCAGAUGCUCCGCCUUCAAGGAUGGCAGCUUGAAGUUCAAUAUUUUACACGCUUCAUGCUACACGUUCAGAGCUGAGAGGAGUAGAGGGUGGGUGUUUUCUCUGCCUUCUCUCACCCACCUGCACGCAGAAGGAGUUUCCUCACCUGGGGGCAUUUUCAAGCCUGUCACCUAUACCUGGAUUCACCAAGUGGCUUCUGGGGCUUCUGAACUCACAGACAAAGGAGCAUGGGAGGAACGAACUGUUCACAGAUUCAGAGUGUAAAGAGAUCACCGAGAUCACUGGUGGCCCCAUCCAGGAGACCCUCAAGGUCAUGCUCAGCACCAGCGAGUGGGUGAAGUCGGAGAAGCUGGUGCUCGCGCUCCAGGCUCCCCUCAUGCGGCUGUGUGCCUGGUACCUGUAUGGUGAGAAGCACCGCGGCUUCGCCCUGAACCCUGUGGCCAACUUCCACCUGCAGAACGGGGCUGUGAUGUGGCGCAUCAACUGGAUGGCUGACAGCAGCCUCAGGGGCCUCACCGGCUCAUGUGGCCUCAUGGUCAACUACCGCUACUACCUGGAGGAGACGGGCCCCAACAGCAUCGCCUACCUGGGCUCCAAGAACAUCAAAGCUUCUGAGCAGGUCCUCAGCCUGGUGGCCCAGUUCCAGAAAAACAGCAAGCUCUAGGCACCGGCCUCCCACAGCUCGGGUCCUGCUCAGAAAAGGGUGGUCUUUCAGGUGGGUCAGGUUGCAGAUCAGAAGGGCCUCUGAGGAAAACCACAGCUGUGCUGUGUGGCCUGCCCACAGCAGGGUGGCCCGCCAAGCCGUGCCCCAGCUGUCACUGUGCUGGUAAAGAAGUGCUGCCAGACGGAGGUGGCAGAGGCAGGUGCUGAGGCCUCUGCUGCUGCCCAGGGCCAGUCCUUGGGCCUUACAAGGACCAGGGCAGAAGGCCCCAGUGAGAAUAUAGUCUCCUUUGGAGCUUGGAGAGCAUAACUGUAGCCAUUUCUGUCCACUGGGUACAGGGGAUAAAGGGCUGAGCUACGUCCACCAGGGAAAUUCUGAAGCUUGUGAAGGUAUGGCACUUAUGAUUUGCACAGAAUAUAGUAAGUUAAUCACUGACACAGAUGCUGCUGUCGAGGCCUCAGUGGGGUGUAGCUUUCAAACUACAGUGAUUCAAGUUCAUAAUGAACCGAAUAGUAAAGAACAGGUUUGUUCUGUAAAGCUUUAAA
Molecule: messenger RNA, 1649 nt
Organism: Ictidomys tridecemlineatus (thirteen-lined ground squirrel)
Lineage: Eukaryota; Metazoa; Chordata; Mammalia; Rodentia; Sciuridae
Source: RefSeq, a predicted model, not a curated record